AUGAACAUCAUAAAAAUAGAUAUAGAUAAGAGUUGGAUCUCAAGGCCACGAGGUAGUAUCGAAUACAAAGCCGGGUUGAACAAAUUUUUGGAUUUCGCAUUUGCAAAUGCAUCAUCCGAUGGGAUGAUACAUUGUCCAUGUCCUUCGUGUGGGUUCCGGCUAUUCCAAACUAGAGAGGAUGCUUACGAUCACUUGCUGUUAAAACCGUUUCCUGCUAAGUAUACUUUUUGGUUACAUCAUGGGGAGAGACGCGUAGGAGAGAGUUCUACUGAGACACAGGAAACUGACCCUGGUAGCGUCUAUCGAGAUCCAAUGCGCGACAUGGUUCGUGAGGCAUUCAACUUUUCAGAUUCUGUUGUCGAUGAAGAUGACUCGAGCAACAAAGAUUUUGAGGGGGAUGCCGAAGAGUUGCCUUAUUUGUAUAGCGAACCUAGUUCAGCGGCCCAUCAUUUUGAUGAGCUGCUUGAGGAUGGAGAGCAGGAAUUGUAUUCGGGUUGUGCGAAAUUCUCGAAGUUGUCUUUCUUGGUCAGGCUAUACCAUAUAAAGUGCAUGUGCGGCGUGAGCGACAAGGCAUUCGGAAUGAUACUAGAGUUACUGUGUGAGGCCUUUGAGCAUGCAAAGAUUCCGGCUUCACUGCACGAUGCCAAGAGGAUCAUACGAAAGCUCGGUAUUGCGUACAAGAAGAUAGAUGCAUGUCCGAAUGACUGCAUGCUAUAUCAGGGCAGCGAUCAAAUACUGUCUAGGUGCAAGAUAUGUGGGACCUCGAGAUGGAAGCAAAAGACUAGGAGGAAUUCCAUUAUCCGGAUCAAUGUGGUUGUUAAGAAGAAAGGGAAGCCGCAGGCGGCGAAGGUUCUUCGGUACUUUCCCCUUGUUCCACGACUGCAGCGGAUGUUCAUGUCCAGUAAGACAUCUGUUGACAUGUUGUGGCACAAGAAAGGUCCUAACUCGGAUGGUUUUUUGAGGCAUCCACGAGACGGAGAGGCAUGGAAGGCAUUUGAUAGAAGAUAUACUCACUUCAGUGGCGAUCCACGCAGCGUUCGCUUAGCCUUAGCUAGCGAUGGCUUUAAUCCCUUCGGAAAUCUCAGCUCAAGGUACUCGAUCUGGCCCGUGAUUCUCAUCCCCUACAACCUGCCCCCAUGGAGUUGUAUGAGACCCAGCUCUUUCUUGUUGUCUAUGAUUAUUCCUGGUCCCAAGAUGCCUGGUAAUGACAUAGAUGUCUACUUACAGCCGUUGAUAGAUGAGUUGAAGCAGCUGUGGCGUGGUGUUGAUACGUACGACACUAGUGAGAAAAAAACAUUCAAGCUGCAUGCUGCGUUGAUGUGGACAAUCAGCGAUUUUCCAGGGUUGGGCAACUUAUCUGGGUGGAAUACGUACGGUGGAAGAGCAUGUCCUACGUGCAACCUGGAUGCCGAGUCUAAGCGACUCACGUUUAGUCAGAAAUGGUGUUUCAUGGGUCAUCGGCGCUUUCUGAAACAAAGCCACAGAUUUCGGCAGGACCGGGUCAGAUUUGAUGGGAAGGUAGAGGUCAGAGGACCGCCUGUAACAUUAUCGGGUGGAGAUAUUUUGAGACAGUUGGAUAAUGUGCAUGUCAAGCUUGGCAAGGUGCAAACGGAAGCCGGUAAAAGAGCGCGCGGACAACAGGCUGCAUUACAAGACGAGCCUCCUUGGAAAAAAAGGAGUAUAUUCUUUGAACUCCCAUAUUGGGAGUAUAAUUUGUUGCGUCACAAUCUGGACGUGAUGCACAUAGAGAAAAAUGUGUGCGACAACAUUAUCUAUACGAUACUGAACGAUAGUGGUAAAUCCAAGGACAACCUCAAAGCUCGAAAAGACCUCCAGCUGAUGGGAAUUAGGCAUGAACUCUGGCCACGAGAAGAUGGAAAGUAUCCCACUGCAAUAUUCUCCAUGUCGAAUUCACAGAAGGACGUUUUUCUUAGGAACUUAAAGAAUGUCAUCUUUCCAGAUGGUCAUUCAAGCAACAUAUCUCGCUGUAUUGACCUACAACAGCGAAAAAUAUCCGGCUUGAAAAGUCACGACUCCCACAUUCUCAUGGAACAUCUUCUCCCAAUAGCUAUCAGGAAUGUAUUGGAAGCCCCAGUGGCAGUCGUCCUGGCUGAUUUGUCAACUUUCUUUAGACGACUAUGCAGUAAAUCUAUAGACCCUGAACAACUUCCUCUCCUACAAGAACAUGUGAUCCUCACUCUUUGUCAAAUGGAAAUAAUUUUUCCACCAUCUUUCUUCACAGCCAUGGUACACCUAACCGCGCAUCUGGUCGAAGAGGUACGCCUAGGGGGCCCGGUCCAUUAUAGGUGGAUGUAUCCAAUUGAAAGAUAUCUAGAUAACGUUGAAAGCAGGAUCAAUCAACCAUUGCGUGUUGAUGAUCGACCGAGCGAAGGUGCGACUAAUAACGCGACAAGCAUGUUCCCACUGAUUGGCAAAGUGGUAGGGGCUUCCGAGAGUUUGAAUCUGUCACCAACCGAGAGACUUCAAGCACAUCGUCACGUAUUGGUCAAUUGCGCAACUGUGGAGAAUUUCUUAGAGGAUUUUAGGGCUAGUACAAAAAGACAGCUACGAAGUAUUGGCAAAAGAAACGAAGCCUACAUUGACAGGGUUGUCCAUAGAGAAUUCGCCGAGUGGUUCAAGAAUGAGGUGAAUCUUCUGUAUGGCUCUUCCAUUUAUAUUUUCGUUAAUAUCUUGCCUUCUCCCACUCAACUCUGA
Molecule: messenger RNA, 2715 nt
Organism: Arachis ipaensis
Lineage: Eukaryota; Viridiplantae; Streptophyta; Magnoliopsida; Fabales; Fabaceae
Source: RefSeq, a predicted model, not a curated record